Molecule: messenger RNA, 145 nt
Organism: Scutellospora calospora
Lineage: Eukaryota; Fungi; Glomeromycota; Glomeromycetes; Diversisporales; Gigasporaceae
Source: the annotation of a GenBank genome assembly
GAGGAAAUCAAAGUUAUUGUUGUAAUCGAUAAUGUUGAAGCUUUAGUAAAAUUGAAUGACCAAAACAAAUUAAAUGAGGUACGAAAAAUACUUGAAAGCUAUGAAGUGAUAAAAAUGACAAAUGAUGUUAAUUUCACAAAGGAUG